This is a messenger RNA of Phycodurus eques (leafy seadragon), 3524 nucleotides long. RefSeq names its product SEC22 homolog A, vesicle trafficking protein (gene sec22a). The record is from RefSeq and is a predicted model, not a curated record. Lineage: Eukaryota; Metazoa; Chordata; Actinopteri; Syngnathiformes; Syngnathidae. The transcript is spliced from 7 exons. Gene Ontology annotation, biological process: endoplasmic reticulum to Golgi vesicle-mediated transport. The coding region runs from base 161 to 1075 and encodes 304 amino acids.
CCAGUCAAACCAGAUACAUCAUCGGCAGCAGCGCUUGGACUAAACGUGGGAAUAAUGUGUUGUCACUAUUUCGCACGUUGACCUACUCCAAAAGACUCAAACAUAUCCGCGAUGCUGAUUCAUCUCUUCAGGACGCCUGUGUCUGGAUUGUGUCUCUGAGAUGUCAAGUGUGUUGUUUGCCUCUGUGGUGCGUGUGGGCGAUGGCCUGCCGCUGUCGGCGUCCACCGACUACGAGCACGACCGAGAGCUGCACGACACCAGGAAACACCUGAAAGCUCUCUCCAAGAAGCUCCCGCAUUUCCCUGACAGAUGCACCUUUGCGAGCGGGCCCUACAACGUCAAUUUCACGAGCGCUCUGGGCGUGUGUUACAUGAUGGUGUGUUUGUCGAGUUAUCCUAGUGUGUUAGCUUUCUGCUUCCUGGACGAACUGCAGAAGGAAUUCCUCGUCACCUACGACAGCAAACGCGUUGCAGCCGCCGUCAGGCCUUACUCCUUCAUACAGUUCGACGUUGUGAUCCAGCGUACGAAGCAUCGCUACAACAGCCCACGCUCUCUGUCAACCAAGAUCAACAUGGCUGACAUGCAGACGGAGCUCAAGCUGCGUCCUCCCUACCGGCUGACCCCCGACGACCUCCAGGCUGCUAACGGCUUCUCGCCCUCGCGCUCGUCCGCCAAGUACAAGGGCAUCGCUCCCAGUCAGACUUUGGAGCCUGUGACGCUUCCUGGCGCCGUGUCGUGCGUCCUCAGCGUGCUCUGCGGUGGACUCAACCUGCUGCGUGGUGUCCACGCCAUCGAGAGCGUCCUGCAGAAUGAGGAUGAGGACUUCAGCUAUGUGAUUGCCUUCUUCCUGGGCACGGCUGCCUGCCUCUACCAGUGCUUCCUGUUUGCAUACUUCUCGGUGUGGCGGAACGUCAAGUCGUUCCUGGCCCUGGCCCUGGUAUGCGUGUGCAACAUGUACUUGUUCCAGUUGAGGAACGUGUGGCAGAUCUUGUUCCAUGUGGCCGUCGCCGCCUGCAUGACGUUGCACACACACCUCAGGCGGCCCCUGGGCAAGGCGCCCGACUACAACGUCUGAGCGGACCCUGAACGCACUGCGAGAGAGGUCUUAAAUCACUGAACGCAAGAUGUCACUGACUGCAUGUGACCACCCUGAAUGCAACACGAGAGGGACUAGCAGGACGGCUGACGACUGCGUGGUCCUGUGGUCACCAUGACGACCCUUGGUCUCACUACCAUCAUGUCUGACGACAUUGAACGCACCGACCACACAAGAGCAACUAUGACGACGUCUGAAAACAUCAUAAAAACGACACCACCAGCAUCUGACCAACAUGAGAACUACGACCACAGCCUCCAAUAAUCCUGAAUUUAUUUUACCACCCUGUAAGCAAUGUGAAAUUAUGUCAGGCCCCACCCCUGCCCCACCCCCGGGCCAAGGCAACAUGCGAGCAGGACCUGACCACCUUGAACACAACACACGAGUGGCUACCGUGAUGUCUGACGACCACGAACAGGGCGCAAAAGCGACGACGCUCGCGUCUGACCGCUAUGAAUGCAAAACAAGAGCGUCUGAUAACCCUGAACACGUCUGGCCUCCUCGAACUACGACAACUGACAAGCCUGAACACGACUCAAGAGUUGACUACGUCUGACCCUAAAUACAACUUACCCUGAACACAGUAUGAGAGCAACUGCGAUGAUGUCUGACGACCCUGAACGCUCCACAAAAUCUAUGACGAAGGCAUCUAAUAUAAAUCUGACUGCAAAACUCUACUAAUUGUCCUCCGAGUACCCUGAACACUGCAUGAAAGCCUGACAACCACAAUACCUGACAUCUGAUGACCCUGAAUCAAUCUAGAGUGGGACUACAACACCCGAUGACCCCGAAACACAACAUGCCAGUGACAUUGUCUUAGGACGCUGGACUCAGCGCACCGGUCACUGCUAUGGCUAACGACCCACAACACACAGGUGACUAUGUCCUCUCACGACCUGAAUACAAUGCAAGAGUGUGACUAGAACGCCUAAUGACCCUGAAUGCAACACUCCAGCUGGCUGGUCGUCGUAAACCAAAAAAGACCUUAAAAAUCAACUUUUUAUGAGAAUCAGAAAUGGGGGUUGUGUUUUGUUUUUGUUUUUUUCCCCCUACCUAUGCAAAGCUGGCCAAUGCUUAUUUCUCACUGAGGCGCUUUAUUUAUUUACAGACUUGUGCUCACAUUGAAAUUGCAUUAAUUAGUAGUUGUUUUGUUUUUUGGGGGGGCGCACGUUGGUUGACUGGUCAGCACAUCUGCCUUACACUUCUGAGGACCCGGGUUCAAAUCCGGCCUCACCUGUGUGGAGUUUGCAUGUUCUUUGCUUGCCUGCGUGGGUUUCUCCUACGUCCCCAAAACAUGCAUGGUAGGUUAAUUGAAGACACUAAAUUGUCCGUAGGUGUGAAUGCGAUUGGCUGGCGACCAGUUCAGGGUUUACCCUGCCUCCCGUCCGAAGAUAAAUGGGAUAGGCUCUAGCCCAGCACGCCCGUGACCCUAGUUGAGGAUAAGCGGUAAGGAAAAUGGGUGGAUGGAUGUUUUUGAGGGAUUAUGUUAAGCAUCCAGUGAGAGCUCACAAAAAGCCUACCAUCAACAUAUCGUUAUGUGUGAUGUCAUCACACACAACGAACACUAUUUGGCACACCACCUAUUGAGUUGCAGGUGUACCUGAUGUUAUAGCUGAUUUGUUGUAGGAAAAGUUAAAGAGGCAUUGUUGCUUUAUUAGUGUGAGGGGUUUGGGGGUGGAGUUUCGUAAUUACGAGAUACGUCAAGUUUUAAGUGUGUAGGUUAAAAAUGCAUUGUCAGCCUUUUUGAACCAAACAUAGUGAUCUGCUGCCAUCUGUUGGUAAAAAAAAAAAGGGAACACAGUCCUCAAAUGUGACACUUGGCCCAGUUUAUUACUUUUGUCAGCCAUUCAUUGAAAGAACAAUCAAACAUCUCUUUUUAUUACGGUAUAUGCUGUGUCAUAGACAGUCAUAUUAUUCGCAUUGUGGACCGCCGCAUUUCUCUGAUUUUACUCUACUAGUUCUGCCCCGUCUGAAAAAUACUCCAAAAUAACGCAGCCAGUUGAAGUGAUCUAAAAAUCAAGGUUGAUUGUGUAACAUGUAUUUAAAAAGAAACAGAACCAGCUGUAGUGAUUAAUACCUUUAGUGGAAAGUGAUUGAGUUAAAAGGCCUCAUUGGACAUUCAUGGGUCGUGAGGGUGCGCCAAGCGUUCUUCGGGCUGUCACAUUGUAAGUGAUAAUGUGUAAAUAAUGUAAUAUAAUCUGUUUUUGUACAAAAUAUAGAAUUUGACUUUCCCAAGUCAAGAUAGAAAAUGUCCAAAAGUUAUAAAAACGUCUUUGUUGACAUCUUUUUUUCCUUUCAAGUGGACAGCCUAAGGAACAGGAAGCAGCUGCUCACGAUGCGUUUAAGAGCUCAGAAGACGUCGGACUUAGGCCCGUUUGAAAUGUCUGCGAGCUAUAAUUGGCUUCUUUGGUGUCAACUUCUCUCGAUC